Molecule: messenger RNA, 5750 nt
Organism: Gadus morhua (Atlantic cod)
Lineage: Eukaryota; Metazoa; Chordata; Actinopteri; Gadiformes; Gadidae
Product: dihydropyridine-sensitive L-type skeletal muscle calcium channel subunit alpha-1
Exons: 41
Coding region: 191-5146 (1651 amino acids)
Biological process (GO): calcium ion import across plasma membrane
Cellular component (GO): membrane; voltage-gated calcium channel complex
Molecular function (GO): high voltage-gated calcium channel activity; calcium ion binding
Source: RefSeq, a predicted model, not a curated record
GGCAUGCCUUUCAUGUAGAGCUGAGCGCUGCACCGAGAGUCGAGGACCAGUGAGGCUAACUUAAGGAUAGGCAGGAGACAAAGAUAGGACACAAAGUUUUGGCUGGGGACAAGACGCCUGGAUACGUAAUAGAACAAGGGAAAUACUCUGGUUCUACUACUGAUUGUAUCGAGGUUGUAGUCCUACCACCAUGGCUGACCCUCCGCUGUCGUCCUACAUCAUGGACGAGGAGACCCUGAAGAGGAAGCAGAAGGAGAAGCUGAAGAAGUUGAUGGCUACAGGAGGAAACCCUCGGCCUCUCCGCUCACUCUUCUUCCUCAGCCUUAAGAACCCCAUCCGCCGGGCCAGCAUCAACAUUGUGGAGUGGAAACCUUUUGAAAUCAUCAUCUUACUUGCCAUCUUCGCCAAUUGUGUGGCUCUAGCUGUGUAUUUGCCGAUGCCAGAGGAAGACAGCAACAAUACCAACAGUAACUUGGAAAGUCUGGAGUACAUUUUCCUCCUCAUCUUCUCAGUGGAAUGCUUCCUGAAGAUAGUGGCCUAUGGCUUCCUUUUUCACGCAGAUGCAUACUUAAGAAAUUGCUGGAAUAUAUUAGAUUUUGUUUGUGUGUCUGUUGGGUUGUUUUCAGUAGCAAUGGAUGCUAUUAACCACUUAAGUGGAGUGGAGGCUCAGGUUGGAGAGAAAGGCGGUGGGUUUGACAUGAAAGCACUCCGAGCGUUCAGAGUCCUGCGACCACUCAGACUGGUCUCCGGAGUCCCAAGCCUGCAGGUGGUGAUGAAUUCCAUUAUGAAGUCAAUGCUGCCUCUGUUCCACAUCACACUCCUUGUCUUCUUCAUGGUCACCAUCUACUCAAUCAUGGGUCUGGAACUCUUUAAGUGCAAGAUGCACAAGACCUGCUAUUACACAGGCACAAAUAUUAUUGCAACGGUGGAGAACGAGAAGGCUUCUCCGUGUGCACAGGCAGGAAACGGACGCCGAUGUACCAUCAACGGUACAGAAUGUCGAGCUGGCUGGCCAGGCCCAAACAAUGGCAUCACCCACUUUGACAACCUCGGCUUCUCCAUGCUCACUGUCUACCAGUGCAUUACGACUCAAGGGUGGACUGACGUCCUCUACUGGGUAAACGAUGCCAUCGGAAUGGAGUGGUCCUGGAUUUAUUUCACCACGUUGAUCUUGGUCGGGUCCUACUUUGUACUCAACCUGGUUCUAGGAGUGCUUAGUGGUGAGUUUACGAAGGAGCGAGAGAAGGCCAAGUCCCGUGGAGAAUUCCAGAUACUCAGGGAGACACAACAGUUGGAUGAAGAUCUGAAGGGCUACAUGGAGUGGAUAACUCAGGCAGAGGUGAUUGACAAUGACCAGGAGGGCCAAGGUCUGCUCCCCCUAGAAGAUGGAGGAUCAGAGGCAGAUAGUUUCAGUAAAAUGGACACCAUGCACCGGAUCAUUUUCUACUAUAAACGCGCUCGCAGAUGGAACCAUUUCUGCAGAAGAAAAUGCCGGAUGUAUGUAAAGUCCAAGCUCUUCACCUGGUGGGUAAUCCUGCUGGUUUUCCUCAACACACUGGCUGUUGCAACUGAGCAUCAUCAGCAGUCAAAGAGUCUCACCGAUUGGCAAGGUACUUCCAACAAGCUUCUGCUGUCCAUGUUUGCCAUUGAGAUGUUGAUGAAGAUGUAUGCACUGGGGCUUCCCUCCUACUUCAUGUCACUGUUCAACCGCUUCGACUGCUUUGUUGUGACCACUGGCAUCUUGGAGCUAAUCCUGGUCCGGAUGAACAUCAUGUCUGCUAUGGGGAUUUCUGUGCUACGUUGCAUCAGACUGCUACGCCUUCUCAAAGUCACUAAGUACUGGACAACCCUCAGUAACCUGGUUGCAUCCCUGCUGAAUUCAAUGAGAUCAAUUGCCUGCUUGCUGCUUCUCCUCUUCCUCUUCAUUGUCAUAUUUUCAUUGCUGGGGAUGCAGGUGUUUGGAGGGAAAUUCAACUUUUCCAACCAACCCAAACCACGUAGCACAUUUGACAGCUUUCCUCAGGCCCUCAUCAGUGUAUUCCAGAUCUUGACAGGAGAGGACUGGAACUUGAUAAUGUACGACGGCAUCAUGGCCUAUGGUGGACCUAGCAUGCCUGGGAUACUAGUUAGCAUUUACUUCAUUAUCCUCUUCAUCUGUGGAAAUUUCAUCCUGCUGAACGUCUUCCUGGCCAUUGCCGUGGAUAACUUGGCCGAGGCUGAAUCUCUGACGUCGGCUCAGAAGGAAAAGGCAGAAGAGAAGAAACGCAAGAAAGUGCUCUCGGCCAACAUGCCUGACAAAGCUGCCGAGGAGAAAGCCUUUCUGGCCAAGAAACUGGCAGAUCAAAGAGCCAAGGGCAUAGAGGGGAUCCCUACCACUGCAAAGCUCAAAAUCGAUGAGUUUGAGUCCAACGUCAAUGAAAUCAAAGACCCGUUUCCUCCUGCAGACUUCCCUGGUGACGAUGAGGAGGAAGACCCUGACAUCCCUGAGAGCCCCAGGCCCCGCCCCAUGGCCGACUUGCAGCUGAAGGAGGAGGCUGUGCCCAUGCCAGAGGCCAGCUCAUUCUUCAUCUUCGGCCCCCAGAACAAGUUUCGUAAACUGUGCCAUCGCAUCAUCAAUGCCACCACUUUCACCAACAUCAUCCUGCUCUUCAUUCUCCUGUCCUCCAUCUCACUGGCGGCUGAGGACCCCAUUGAUCCCAUGUCCUUCAGAAACCAGGUGUUGGCCUAUGCUGAUAUCGUCUUCACUUCAGUAUUCACUGCAGAGAUUGUGCUCAAGAUGACCACAUAUGGAGCCAUUCUACAUCAAGGCUCCUUCUGCAGAAACUCUUUUAACAUCCUGGACUUACUCGUCGUCAGUGUCUCCCUUCUGUCAAUGGGCAUGGAAUCCAGUGCCAUUUCUGUGGUUAAAAUCCUUAGAGUGUUGAGGGUACUGAGACCUCUGAGGGCCAUAAACAGAGCCAAGGGACUCAAGCAUGUGGUGCAGUGUGUCUUUGUGGCCAUUAAGACCAUCGGAAACAUUGUCCUUGUUACCAUGCUGCUUGACUUCAUGUUCGCCUGCAUUGGAGUGCAGCUCUUCAAGGGAAAGUUCUAUUCAUGCACAGAUCCUGAUCAGUUAACUGAGUUAACAUGCAAAGGCUGGUACGUUAGAUACGAAGAGGGAGCCCUACAUGAGAUGGAGAUCCGAAAGAGGAACUGGGUCAACUCAGAGCUCAACUUUGACAACAUCCUGAAUGGGAUGCUGGCUUUAUUCACUAUCUCCACCUUUGAGGGGUGGCCAAAGAUUCUGUACAAGGCCAUUGAUUCUAACCUGGAGGACACCGGCCCAGUGUACAAUAACCGCGUGGCCAUCUCCAUCUUCUUCAUCAUCUAUAUCAUCCUGAUUGCCUUCUUCAUGAUGAACAUCUUUGUGGGCUUCGUCAUCGUCACUUUCCAGGAGCAGGGGGAACAGGAGUACAAGAACUGUGAGCUGGACAAGAACCAGCGCCAGUGUGUGCAGUACGCGCUGAAGGCGCGCCCGCUGCGAUGCUACAUUCCCAAGAACCCUUACCAGUACCAGGUCUGGUACAUCGUCACCUCCUGCUACUUUGAGUACCUCAUGUUCCUCCUGAUUAUGCUCAACACCAUGUGCCUGGGAACACAGCAUUGUAACCAGUCGGAACAUGUGACCCAUCUGUCAGACAUGCUGAAUGUGAUUUUCACUGUUCUCUUUACCGUGGAAAUGAUCCUUAAACUAAUGGCCUUCAAAGCCAAGGGUUAUUUUGGAGACCCUUGGAACGUCUUUGACUUUGUGAUCGUGAUUGGCAGCGUGGUGGACGUGACCCUCAGUGAGGUUGAUGCCGCGCUAGCUUCUUCGGGAGGGCUUUACUGCCUCCAUGGCUGUAUGGAAGUGGAUCCAAUGCAGGCAAUUGCAUCCAAGGAGAACAUGAGUGUGUCCAUCACUUUCUUCAGACUGUUCCGCGUCAUGCGUCUCGUUAAGUUGCUCAAUCGCUCUGAGGGCAUACGGAACCUGCUGUGGACAUUCAUCAAGUCUUUCCAGGCAUUGCCCUACGUAGCCUUGCUCAUUCUGAUGCUGUUCUUCAUCUACGCUGUGGUUGGAAUGCAGAUAUUUGGGAAAAUUGCCUUGGUAGAUGGCACAUAUAUCAACAGGAAUAACAACUUCCAGACCUUCCCACAAGCUGUGCUACUACUGUUUAGGUGUGCCACUGGGGAGGCCUGGCACGAGGUCAUGUUGGCCUGCAUGUAUGGGAAGAGGUGCGACCCCAAGUCAGACUACCUACCGGGGGAGGAGAACACCUGCGGAGCCAACUUUGCCAUCAUAUAUUUCAUGAGUUUCUACAUGCUAUGUGCUUUCCUGAUCAUCAACCUAUUUGUGGCUGUUAUUAUGGACAACUUUGAUUACUUGACACGUGAUUGGUCGAUUCUUGGACCCCAACACCUGGAUGAGUUCAAGAAGAUCUGGGCAGAAUACGACCCUGAGGCCACGGGACGGAUAAAGCACCUUGAUGUGGUCACCUUGCUGCGGAGGAUCCCUCCUCCUCUGGGCUUUGGCAAAUUCUGUCCACAUCGGAUUGCCUGCAAGAGACUGGUCUCCAUGAACAUGCCUCUGAACAGUGAUGGAACGGUCACCUUCAAUGCCACGCUGUUUGCAUUGGUCCGGACUGCACUGAAGAUCAAGACUGAAGGUAACUUUGAACAAGCCAAUGAGGAACUACGGGCCAUCAUCAAGAAGAUCUGGAAACGCACCAGCAUGAAGCUCUUGGAUCAGGUCAUCCCACCAAUAGGAGAUGACGAGGUCACCGUUGGCAAGUUCUACGCAACCUUCCUGAUUCAGGAUUAUUUUAGAAAGAUGAAGAAGAGACAGGAAGAAUACUACGGCUUCAGACCAGACAAAACAAAGGCAUCAAAUGAGAUCCAGGCUGGCCUAAGGAACAUAGAGGAGGAGGCUGCUCCAGAACUCACCAGAACAAUAUCAGGGCUGCUGCUCAAUGAGGAGGAGCUCAACGAGACAGACGAAGGAGCAAUCUUCAGGCGCCAAGGAGGCCUGUUUGGCGAGCCUGCUGGGUUUUUCUCCAAACAAAAUGAGACUGACAACAACCACCAAGUGACCAACCAACGACCCCUUCAGAUGUCGGAGAGUCAACAAUAACCACAUCCACAGCCCGAGUAACACUCGGGCACAUUCAAUCUAUUGAAUGUGAUCAUAUUUACUUUAUAAUGAUUCUAAUUCCCAGCAGCUAGCAUGGUACCGUAAUGAGCUAAGUCUGACUUUUCCAGGCAAAGGUGCUUUACCUCAUCAAGCAUCAGCCUUAUGAGCCAAUGUUUUUUAUUAAUAAUGGAAGGCCCUCAGUGUUUUCUGUUUUAACAUUCACUUACAAAACGGGUUCCCUGUCAUAGGUUGAAGUUUUUUAUUUCAUGAUAGAGUUCAUUGUCAUAUUUUCUUUUGAGAAUAUCUCAAGACAAAAUACCUGAUUCAGGUUGGCUCUUCAAGUAAUAUUCCUGUAAAGUCAUGUUGAACUGACUCUUAGUUGGUUCUACAAAUAUAAAAUCCUUAAUGUUUUUUGCAAGAAAAAUAUCAUUUGUAUUGAACAGACAACCACAUCUAAUGUAAUUCCCCGGCACUGUGAGGUUUGUUAAUCGUAUACAAACUUGUACCGGUACUCGUUUUAAGGCUUGUUUAGUGGAAAAACUCAACAGAGCCGGAGAAAAACACCCGGUAAACAAAUGAUGAGUAAAUAAUGAAUGGAAAUGAU